Molecule: messenger RNA, 3818 nt
Organism: Phlebotomus argentipes
Lineage: Eukaryota; Metazoa; Arthropoda; Insecta; Diptera; Psychodidae
Gene: Hmgcr
Product: 3-hydroxy-3-methylglutaryl-coenzyme A reductase
Exons: 7
Coding region: 30-2723 (897 amino acids)
Biological process (GO): coenzyme A metabolic process; sterol biosynthetic process; isoprenoid biosynthetic process
Cellular component (GO): peroxisomal membrane; endoplasmic reticulum membrane
Molecular function (GO): NADP binding; hydroxymethylglutaryl-CoA reductase (NADPH) activity; protein binding
Source: RefSeq, a predicted model, not a curated record
CGGGAGCAGUUCCUGGACGCUGAUCAAACAUGAUGGGGCAGUUUUUUCGUGCCCACGGCAAAUUCUGCGCCUCCCAUCCGUGGGAGGUGAUUGUGACCGUUGUCACAUUGACCCUGUGCAUGACCUGCAAGAGUGGCGAUCAAUCGCCACCGGCCGCUGUGCGACAGGCACAACGUCAAUGCCACGGUUGGGACUGGCGAGACACGUGUGAGGAUCAGGAGAUGGCCGAGUACAACGCCGCCGAUGUCAUCCUCAUGACGAUUGUGCGCUGCUCCGCCGUCCUCUAUUGCUACUACCAAUUCCGAAAUCUGCACAAGCUCGGCUCCAAGUACAUUCUCGGAAUUGCUGUACUUUUCGCACUCGUCUCUAGUCUUAUUUUCAUGGCGACGGUUUUCUACUUCCUGGGAAGUUCCGUCGCUGAUCUCAAGGACGCAAUGUUCUUCUUUCUCCUCCUCGUUGAUCUGUCAAAGGUGGGAAUUCUGGCUCAAUUGGCACUGAAUUGCUCAAAUCAGGCCGAAGUGACGAAGGUUAUUGCUCGUGGAAUGGAAAUUCUUGGGCCGUCAAUCUCUCUGGACACCCUCGUGGAGGCUCUGGUGAUUCGCGUGGGAACAUUGUCUGGUGUGCAUCGAUUGGAGCUCCUGUGUGGAUUUGCUGUGAUGUCCGUGAUUGUGAAUUAUGUCCUCUUCAUGACCUUGUAUCCGGCGUGUUUGUCACUGAUUCUGGAGCUCUCGCGGAAUGGCAUUGAAGUGGCGCGAUCUGUGAAGGGCAAGAAUUCCCUUCUGACCCGAGCCCUCUAUGAUGAGGAUCAGAAGCCAAAUCCCGUUGUGCAGAGAGUCAAGAUCAUAAUGUCAACCGGACUUAUUAUUGUACAUGCUCACAGUCGAUUCACGUUCUCAGAUAGGGAAAGCGAGUCUGAAACUGUCACACUAUCGAAUGCACCACAAACUGUUUCCCUGAAUCGCACAGAGCCAACGGACUUUACAGGAUACAUCAUGAAAUGGAUUGCAUUGAGUGCCGAACAAAUAAUCUUUAUGGUGGUGAUAAUCGCUCUCACCUUCAAAUUGAUCUUAUUUGAGGAUCGUGCUGAUUUGGCGGAUCAGUUAAAUUUGGGCGAAAGUCACGACAGUAAUAAUACACAUAGUAAUGGCGGUGUAGAGAUUAAAGUCACGUCCAAUGGUGACGCUAUUGAUUGUGCAAAGGAGACAAAGAGGAAGCCUCUGUUUACGUUGGAUGAUGACACCACAUAUCUUGAUCAGACAACGCAGACGGAGAAUAAGUGGCUGCGUGUGGCGGAGGAGCUUGAAGAUGUGGAGAAAGAGGAGGAAAGUCCACCGCCUCGACCUGUGCGGGAAUGUGUGGAGAUUCUCAAUUCGCAAGAUCGCGGAGCGAGUCUCAGUGAUGAGGAGAUUCGGUUGAUUGUGAAGGCUGGCGGAGGACACUGUCCGCUGUACAACAUUGAAUCUGUCCUGAAUGAUCCUGAGCGCGGUGUGAAGAUUAGGCGACAAGUGAUGGCCACUGAAGCUCGUAUUCCGAUGGAUGUCUUUCAGAAUCUCCCCUACAGAGGCUAUGACUAUUCCAAGGUGAUGAAUGCGUGCUGUGAAAACGUGCUUGGUUAUGUCCAGAUUCCGGUGGGUUAUGCCGGACCGUUGCUUCUGGAUGGAACGCGAUAUUUCGUGCCGAUGGCAACGACGGAGGGCGCUCUGGUGGCGAGUACAAACCGUGGAUGCAAGGCUCUCCUGUCCAGGGGUGUGACGAGUGUGGUGCAGGAUAUCGGCAUGACCAGAGCGCCCUGUGUUCGCUUUCCAGAUGUCUAUCGGGCGUCUCAGGCAAAGCGUUGGAUUGAGACGCAGGAGAAUUAUGUGCGCAUCAAGGAUGCCUUCGACUCCACGAGUCGCUAUGCGCGUCUGCAGGAGAUCCUCAUCGGAGUGGACGGACGCACGUUGUACAUUCGCUUCAGAUCUCACACUGGUGACGCCAUGGGCAUGAAUAUGGUGUCCAAGGGUGCUGAAAUGGCGCUGAGGUGCAUACAAGAGAUCUUCCCGGAGAUGGAAAUCAUCAGCUUGAGUGGGAAUUUCUGUUCGGACAAGAAGCCCGCCGCGGUGAAUUGGAUCAAGGGCCGGGGGAAGCAUGUGGUGUGUGAAUCCAUAAUACCGGCGGACAAGCUGAAGAUGAUUCUCAAGACCGACGCCAAGACGCUGGUGCAGUGCAAUAAGCUGAAGAAUCUGGUGGGUAGCGCCAUGGCGGGCAGCAUUGGGGGCAAUAAUGCCCAUGCGGCCAACAUGGUCACGGCAAUCUUCUUGGCCACGGGACAAGAUCCGGCACAGAACGUGACCAGCAGCAACUGCAGCACCAGCAUGGAGGUGUGCGGCGAGAGUGGGGAGGAUCUCUACGUGACGUGCACGAUGCCAUCGCUCGAGGUGGGCACAAUUGGUGGUGGCACGGUGUUGCCGGCCCAGUCGGCGUGCCUCGAGAUGCUCGGCGUCCGUGGAGCGCACGCCACGCAUCCGGCGGAGAAUGCCAAGCAACUGGCGCGCAUCAUCUGUGCCACGGUGAUGGCCGGAGAGAUUAGUCUCAUGUCGGCACUCGUCAACAGUGAUCUAGUCAAGAGUCACAUGCGUCACAAUAGGUCUUAUAUUAAUGUAAACUCAGGAAUGCCACAGUCACGCGUGAAUAGUGCAACGGGGGACAGCCUUCUUCGUGUGUACAGUCCAAAGAAUCAAUGAUAAGGAGUGGGUGGAAGAUUUGCAAAUAUUGCAAUAAUAAAGAAAUGCAUAAAAUGCAGACUUAAUUGAGAACAAAUCAGUGGACACAAUUUUUUAGGAGAUGUGAGAAAAACCAAUUUGUAAAGUUGAGGGCUGAAGAUGGAGAAAAAAAGGAGGAGAAAAGAAUGUUAUUUUGUGUAAUGUUAAUUCUACUUAGGAGUGCAAUUUUUUUUCUGGUGAAGCAAGAAAAUUAUGUUGGGAAAUGUUGAAAAACAGUGCAAGAAAAAGAGUGAGAAAAAAGGGGAAAUUUGCUCUAUAAAUUUUCCAUUUUACCUUAUAAAAGAUGUUUUGUGGGUGGGACAAAAUAAAUGGGGAGGGCUGAGGAGGGGAUAUUUUUUGAUUUAUUAUACUUAAGAUGCAAUGAGAGAAGUAAAUGUGUUUUUAGUUUAUACGUGAAAAAGAAAAAUUGUGAAUAAUUAGAAUGAUAGAAUUAGUAAGUGAAGAAGAGAUGAAAAAAAUCAUGGCAUGGAGUAAAAAAAAUAAUUGUAUAAUUGUUUUUCAUAUGUUUUUAAUUUUAGAUAGCUAGCUAUUGUAUUUUGUUUACUUUUUGUGCAUUAGGGAAACGCAGUGGAGAGAAACCGAGCGUUGUAGAUGAAUGAAAAGGAUUUGUUAAACAGUUGCCAUACGUAAGAAAUAUCUGUUACCAAAAUAAUAGUAAUUAUUUUUGUGUAUUUUUUCAUAUCGUUGGACAAAAACUGACACACAGCGUUGCUUAAGAGCAUAUAAGAGAAAGAGAGAGAAAAAUACCUUUUUCAUUGACUACAAGUCUUCCAUUGAGUGUUAAUGAUGAGUACAUGCACAGUCUAUUAAAUUUAAAAUGCGUUUCUUCUUAUCAAAUAGUGAAAGAAAAUCUUACCCAAUGUUGCCUAUUUAUUGCUGAAAUAAGGAGCUAGAAUUCAAAUUGCAGAUCACUGUCUUAUCUCAUAUUCUGUAUGCAUUAGGAAAAGAAAAAAAGUAUAUAGAAAUGAAGAAAAAAGGCACAAGAAUCGAGGAGCUAAUAAUGUAAUCAUUGCAGAGAGAAGCAAGCAGAAAAAUAAAGUGAACUUGGAAGUAAAA